ACUUGUUAUCUGUUCCACUCUCUUGCGUUUUUAUCUGAGAAAAACCUUACUUUUUUUUUUCUGUAGAGAAUCGAAACCAGAGAGCUUCUCGAUCUUCUUCUUCUUGUUGUUUUGCAAAAAUCCUUUUUAAGUCUUUGAAAUAAAAAAAAAACCCAUUUCGAACCAGUCCCUUUUCCUUCAUUUUCCCGGAAAACUUGCAGAGAUUCCCAUCUGGGUUCUCGCUCAAAAAACCAAAAAUGGAAGCUUCAUCACCAGUUUCCAUGCAAAAAACUCCACUCCCUGAGGCUUCUCCGGCGAAGCCAUACAAGAAGAGCUUCGUCACGACACUAAAAGAGGCAGCAACGACACUCCGUUCGCCGUCGUUUAAGGAAGACACGUACGUCGUUUCCCACCUCAAGUCAUCAGAGAAGAAAGCUCUGCAAGAGUUCAAGGACAAGUUAAUGGCUUCCGAUGCCUGUGAAGCCUCCAUGUGGAGCAUUCCUCUCUUGGGGGGUGACGAGAAAGCUGACGUCAUCCUCCUAAAGUUUCUCCGUGCCAGAGACUUUAGGGUGGCCGAUUCGUUCAACAUGCUGUCGAAGUGUUUGGCCUGGAGAAAAGAGUUCGGAGCCGACGUCGUUUUGGACGAGGAGUUAGGGUUUAAGGAGCUGGAAGGAGUGGUGGCUUAUAUGCAAGGCUACGACAGAGAAGGACACCCUGUUUGUUACAAUGCUUAUGGAGUUUUCAGAGACAAAGAUAUGUACGAGAGAAUAUUUGGGGACGAAGAUAAGCUGAAGAAGUUUCUGAAAUGGAGAGUUCAAGUUCUUGAGAGAGGUAUAAACCUUCUCCAUUUCAAGCCUGGUGGAGUUAACUCUCUUAUUCAGGUCACUGAUCUUAAAGACAUGCCCAAAAGAGAGCUCAGAGUCGCUUCAAACCAGAUCCUCUCUCUCUUUCAAGAUAAUUAUCCUGAAAUGGUUGCUCGUAAGAUUUUCAUCAAUGUUCCAUGGUACUUCAGCAUGCUAUACUCUGUUUUCAGUCCCUUUUUAACUCAAAGAACUAAGAGCAAGUUCGUGAUUUCUAAGGAAGGAAAUGUAGCCGAGACACUUUACAAGUUCAUUAGGCCUGAAGAUGUUCCUGUUCAGUACGGUGGACUGAGUCGACCCAGCGAUUUUCAAAAUGGUCCUCCAAAACCAGCUUCUGAGUUCACUGUCAAAGGUGGAGAAAAAGUAAACAUUCAGAUUGAAGGCAUUGAGGCUGGUGCAACAAUCACAUGGGACAUAGUUGUGGGAGGGUGGGACUUGGAGUACAGUGCUGAGUUCGUGCCAUGUAAUGAAGGAAGCUACACCAUAGCAGUGGAGAAGACAAGGAAGGUCAAUCCAUCUGAGGAAGCUAUACACAACUCCUUCACAUCUAAAGAGCCAGGCAAACUGGUUCUCUCUGUUGACAACACUACUUCCCGGAGAAAAAAAGUGGCUGCUUAUCGUUACAUCGUCAGAAAAUCCACUUCCAUCUAAAGAGAAAAAGAGUUAAAAUAAAAGGGAAAAAAAUUAAUAUAAUGUUAUGUAUUUUUCACUCUUUUUUUUUUCUUACUAUUAUUAUGUUCUUUUGAUGGUCUAAUUUGAUGGGUUGUGAACUCUUUUUUUUUUUUUAAAUAUAGUGUACUGGUUGUAAUAUAAAAGAAAUGGUGGGUAAUAUAUGCUUAAUGUAGAAGAAAGUGGUUUAACUUUGCUUA
Messenger RNA from Humulus lupulus (European hop), 1708 nucleotides. RefSeq names its product patellin-6. The coding region runs from base 237 to 1490 and encodes 417 amino acids. The record is from RefSeq and is a predicted model, not a curated record. Gene Ontology annotation, molecular function: lipid binding. The transcript has 4 exons. Lineage: Eukaryota; Viridiplantae; Streptophyta; Magnoliopsida; Rosales; Cannabaceae.